GCCCCCUCUAUAUGUCAAGCCGGCCAAACCCCACCAAGUCCCCACUUCUCCUUCCUCUCCUGGCACCCGACUCCUGUCCCACCCUGAUUGCUUUGGACCAGCUUCCAGUUUGACCCAUCAAGAUGGCCUCCGCCCUGGACCAAGCAGUCUGUAGCAUGAUCGCCAUUUUCCACAAAUACUCGGGCAAAGAAGGAGAUAAAAAUACCCUAAGCAAAAAAGAACUGAAGGAACUGAUUCAGAAGGAGCUGACCAUCGGGCCGAAACUGAAGGAUUCCGAGAUCCAGGGGCUGAUGGAGGAUCUGGACCGCAACAAGGACCAGGAGGUGAACUUCCAGGAAUUCAUCACAUUCGUGGGAGCCAUGGCCAUGAUUUACCAUGAAGCCCUGUGCUCAUCGCAUUAGACCGGACAGGACGUGGCCCGGAAGACCAAGGCGCGUGGGUCUAUAGGCAGUUGCAUGCCCAAUAAAAACAGAGUUUUGUAAA
Messenger RNA from Hemicordylus capensis (graceful crag lizard), 483 nucleotides. RefSeq names its product S100 calcium binding protein A6 (gene S100A6). NCBI's taxonomy places the organism in Eukaryota, Metazoa, Chordata, Lepidosauria, Squamata, Cordylidae. The transcript has 3 exons. Bases 123 to 401 code for a protein of 92 amino acids. The record is from RefSeq and is a predicted model, not a curated record. Gene Ontology annotation, cellular component: perinuclear region of cytoplasm; nucleus; cytoplasm. Gene Ontology annotation, molecular function: S100 protein binding; calcium ion binding.